AUGACGAGAUCAAACAAAAGGAGAAAUAAGAUUACAACGACUGAAAUCACAGAAAUUCCUCAUGCAGUCAUUCGUGAGAUGAAAUGUUAUUUCAAGCUAUGCAAAAAGAUUAAGGAUACCAGCAAAAAGGAAGAGCAAGAAUAGAUUGAAAAGUAAAUUGAUUAAGCGGAAAUUCCUAUAUGGUUAAAGUAAAUCCUCAGAGCAGACUUAUAUUACAGAACAGAUAGAAAUCAACAAGCUCUCCUAUAAAUUGAAGGCUUUGAUAGUGAUUAAUGGAGAGAUGAAGUCUCAAAUUGGCUUCAUACAAAGAUUAAAGAAAAUACAACAAAAUCAAUCCAGUUGAUCUUCCAUAAUUCUAAAAUUACAAGGUGUACUGUGAUGAUAUCUAAGAUUUUGAUAAUUUAAGACGUUACUUCUUGA
This is a messenger RNA of Stylonychia lemnae, 420 nucleotides long. The record is from the annotation of a GenBank genome assembly. NCBI's taxonomy places the organism in Eukaryota, Ciliophora, Spirotrichea, Sporadotrichida, Oxytrichidae.